This is a messenger RNA of Peromyscus leucopus (white-footed mouse), 1251 nucleotides long. It is a transcript of the gene Arpin, whose product is annotated as actin related protein 2/3 complex inhibitor. Gene Ontology annotation, biological process: negative regulation of actin nucleation. The transcript is spliced from 6 exons. NCBI's taxonomy places the organism in Eukaryota, Metazoa, Chordata, Mammalia, Rodentia, Cricetidae. The coding region runs from base 260 to 940 and encodes 226 amino acids. The record is from RefSeq and is a predicted model, not a curated record.
CUGUCUUAGACUACAAGGACACGAAGGACAGUAGUCAUUCUGAAAGCCCGGCGCCUCUGCACACGGUCUGGCGGUCAGGAAUGCGGCUCGGCCCCUUUAAGUCCAGCCUGGGAACGCCCCGGGCAGGCACCACGGUUCCGGGAUCUACAGGCUGGGAAAGCCAGUGCUGCAGCGACCUCUCGGCUCCUGUCACCGAGGUGCCCCGCCCCGCGCGCCCGCCCGCUGCUUCCUGGAGCUGCUGGGCCUUGGCGUGGGGAAAAUGAGCCGCAUCUACCAUGACAGCGUCCUCCGCAACAAGGCGGUGCAGAGCGCGCGACUGCGCGGGGCCUGGGACCCCGCCGCCCACCAGGGGGGAAAUGGCGUCUUGCUGGAGGGAGAGCUGGUGGAUGUAUCUCGGCACAGCAUCUUGGAUGCCCAUGGCAGGAAGGAGCGCUACUAUGUGCUGUAUAUCCGGCCCAGCUGUAUCCACCGACGCAAGUUUGACCCCAAGGGAAAUGAAAUCGAGCCCAACUUCAGUGCCACCAGGAAGGUGAACACAGGCUUCCUCAUGUCAUCUUACAAGACAGAAGCCAAGGGAGAUACCGACAGGCUCACGGCGGAGAUGCUGAAGGACCUGGUAAACAAGCCAGAGCUGCUGGAGCUGACGGAGAGCCUCACCCCAGACCAGACAGUGGCAUUCUGGAUGCCUGAGUCAGAGAUGGAGGUCAUGGAACUUGAGCUGGGGACUGGAGUGCGGUUAAAAACUCGGGGUGACGGCCCCUUUAUAGAUUCCUUAGCCAAACUGGAACUGGGGACAGUGACCAAGUGUAAUUUUGCCGGUGAUGGAAAGACCGGGGCAUCCUGGACAGAUAACAUCAUGGCCCAGAAGUUUUCAGAGAGGGACACGGCGGAGAUCCGAGAGCAAGGAGAUGGGGCAGAGGAUGAGGAAUGGGAUGACUGAGGUGCCUCCUUCAUCUACCAGCAUCUGAGAUGGUGUCAUUGAGAAGUGGCCAGAUCCAACUUCCACCCUGGAGAGAGCAGUCUUGUCAAGCUGAAUACCAUUUAACACGUUCUGCUGAGAUCAAAUCCAAGACCUCAAGACUCACAGAGGGUCUCCAGGCUGUGGCUUUUGUAUGUGUGUGUUUCUGUUUGGACACAAGGCUAGCUUUCCUAGACAUUUUCCCGCAUUCCUUUCCCUAGGUGGUAAACACGUACUAGAUGAGCCUUCCAAGGCACAGUCCUGAUGCACAAUUAAGGAAUGUCCCUGUCUGA